GAAAAGCAAAGUUUGGCUUUAGCAUGUGAACUUAGGGCUUCAAGAACCUAUACGACCUACGAAACUAAAAAGUCAUCCUCUCCCUCUCUCACGCUCUCUAUAUCACACAUACACUCUCUCUCUCUCUCUUUCUCUCACACACACACUUUUGCUUUUCUAUAGUGCAUUCUCUCUCCAAUAAUCACAAACCAUAAUCCACUCGAGCGAAAGGUCGAGGGGAUCUCACUUCAAUUCUUCAUUUCUUGAGGAGAGAGAGAAGAUUGACGAUGGAGAAAAAAAGUUGCAGUCCAAGAACAAAUACACUCGUACUGAGUAUCCGUAUAGUUGUGUGUAUGUGGAUGUGGGGGUUUCUUCCUCUCUUUUGAAGUUGCCCUUUCUCUGUCUUUCUGUAGAUGGGUACUGCCAUAGGAAGCGCUACAGUUGAGAAAAGUUUUCAACUAGAAAAGCCAAAUUAAGCGACAGCAGCAGCAGUAAGUAGCAGUCACGUAUGGCGUAGAACCUCUCUCUCUCUCUCUACACCCAUCUUUAUCUUUAUUUCUCGCUGUCUCAAAAAUCUUCUCUUCUGCUCAAAAGAAUUUCAGUGACCCCACUCUUUUUUUUCUUUUUUUCUACACUCUCUUAGAUUUUUCAAGAUUUAGAUACAGUAAGACCUCAACCCUUCUGCCCUUGACAGAGACGUUCAUCAAUUCGUAGGUCGAUGUAAGUUUCUGUUUAAUUUAAUCUGCAGCUGUGGCUACGGCUCGGCGGCUGCCGUCCGAUUCCGGCGCCUUCGCGGAUUGGGUGGCUUCAUCUUCCGCCUCAGCUGGGGACCUAUCUCUAAGUUUCAAUGCGGGCCCCGCCGGCGGAAGCGCCGCCCCGGCCGCCGCUGGAAUGUGGCCUUCCCCUGCGCGGCCCCACAUCAAUUGCGGCCUCCCCCCGGAGUUCUUCUUCGUCGCGCCGGCUUCUUCUUUCCACCACCACCCGGAGGCCGUCACCGCCGCCUCCACCAUCAAUUUCGACCCUCAUUCCCUCAACGCCUCCAGUGCCAUCGGCGUCAUCCCUCUCCUCACUGCUGCACCUUGUAUGGCUUCGGAUGAGGAUUUGUUCAACCGUCGCGGUGGCGGCGGCAGCGGCAGCGGCAGCGGAAUGCAGCUGUGGCAGCAUCAUCAGCAGGGACAGAAUUCUCCAGCUUACUUGAUCAAACCCAUGACUGUCGAGCAUCCGAAUCUCCUCCAAAGCGGCGGUGGCGGUGGUGGUGGGGCUUCCUCCUCCGCCGCCGGCACCACCACCUGCCAAGACUGCGGGAACCAAGCGAAGAAAGACUGCCCACACAGAAGAUGCAGAACCUGCUGCAAAAGUAGGGGUUACGAUUGCACCACCCACCUCAAAAGCACCUGGGUCCCGGCCGCGCGCCGCCGCGAGAGGCAGCUCCUGGCCACCAGCGGCGCCACUGCGGGGUCCUCCCAGUCCACUUCCGGUACCAAGAAACCCAGACUCGGCGGUGCGUCGCAGACCACCACCGCAUCCCACACGUCCACCUCCAACACCACUCAGGCGAGAAGCUUCGACACCACUUCUAGCCAUCAAGAUGCAGGUUUCAAGGAGUCAUUGCCGGGGCAAGUGCGUGCGCCGGCGGUGUUCAAGUGUGUGAGAGUGACGGCGGUGGACGACGGCGAGGAUCAGUACGCGUAUCAGGCGGUGGUGAAAAUAGGCGGUCAUGUUUUCAAAGGGUUUCUAUAUGAUCAAGGAGUUGAAGGAAGAGACGGACUCCCAAAUCUCGCCGAAUUGCAUUUAGGCGGCGGAAGAAAUGGGGCUUCGUCAUCACCACCGCCGCCAGUUCUUGAUCAUGCUUCCGAUAUAUACGGUGGCACAUCUGGUGGUGGCUUUCUGGGUGGAUCAACUAACUAUGGUAACCCGAUCAACUGAUUUUUACUCUAAUUACUAUGUUUACCAUUGCUGGUAAUUGAAUACUUUUUACAAAUUAUAAUUAUUACUUCUUCCGUCUCACUAAAAA
Messenger RNA from Salvia miltiorrhiza (redroot sage), 1993 nucleotides. RefSeq names its product protein LATERAL ROOT PRIMORDIUM 1-like. Lineage: Eukaryota; Viridiplantae; Streptophyta; Magnoliopsida; Lamiales; Lamiaceae. Gene Ontology annotation, cellular component: nucleus. Gene Ontology annotation, biological process: positive regulation of DNA-templated transcription. The record is from RefSeq and is a predicted model, not a curated record. Bases 871 to 1905 code for a protein of 344 amino acids. Gene Ontology annotation, molecular function: DNA binding; DNA-binding transcription factor activity. The transcript has 2 exons.